UAAUUAUGGACAAAUAUUACGGAAAGUCAUCACAUUCCAAAAUCUUCAAAAACAAGUCUCCAUUACGACGCGUCUUGAGGCCAUCGGUAGCCAUGGGAUUUCUACACCGUGGCCACGGACCCCCACGAGCAUUUCCCGUCUCGCUCUUCCACUCCCUCUCGUCGAACCUCCUUUUCCAACGUUCCCUCGCAGCCACCGACCGUUAUCUAGUUAAUUAAUCUCCGCCGACGGCGGCAGCCGACUACCAGGGCGGCAAAACUCCCACCGUUUCUGCAGCCGUAACGAGCCACGACAACGAAAGUGUCGAGCGCCACCCCCUUAGUUCACUCCAGAUUCGCAACUCUCCCCAUCUUUUCAAACUGCGAAAAUUUAAUCGCUUUUAAAGAACCUUCAUGCGAUUUAUCGAAGGGGAUAAUUGAAAAAUGGUUGAAGAAGUGAAAUGAUUUUGGAAAUAAUAGUGGGGUGAAGAUUUGAAGAUGAAGACGUGAAAAGAAUGAAGAAGAACAAAUACUUGGUGUUUAGAUCAUUAGAGAUUCAAACAUACAAUUUACUCGGAUCUACACGGCAUAUAAUGCAAGUUGAAGCUAUAAAAGUUACACAGAAAAUAGCGGUCAUGGAAUGAUUUGAAAAUGAUAAAACAAGCGAAACGAGUGACAAAUAAAUUAUUGAAAGAAUUUGAUGGACCACAAAUGAAAGGAACAAUAAAGAAGUAACAUUCAAAGGAUUAGUUCUACAUUGAUGACCAUCGUUCCUCAAAAUUCCUCCAAAUCCCGCUUCAAGCGAAACUCUGCUGUUUGAACCUCGACCACGGAACACCAGUGGCGACAUCCCGUUCAACCUACAUUCUCUACCACUCGCAAGAUCACUCCGACGAGUCAACGCCUGAUAACCUACCAUCGAAACAAUUUACCAUGAAGCUCAUCAGAUCCAUGACAGUUACCCUCCGAAAUAAAUCUAUCGAUCGCUCCCAUAUUCCGAACGAGGUCCAACAGCGAGUCUAUCGGCGGAGCAGACAGAUGUCUCAGGUCGACGUUGCGACGCGUGCGGGGUGGCUCGUGGCGUGGUGCUCGGUGGCGUGGUACGACACGGACGGUGCGCCCCCUGAUGCGGGGUGGGCAAGUAUUGAUUGGGUCGGCGCGUUGGUCGCGGCGUCCGUGUCCAGAGUGCAGGAAGAGAGGGUGGCGGAAUCGCCAGGCGCCAUCACGCGGGGCCACCGCGACCGUCGUCUGAAGGGCCGUCCAGCCAGUGGCCGCGAUCUCGAUUCACCGAAAAGAUGGUCAUGAUGGCUGGCAUGGACGACCACGAGCGAAAAGUCGUCCUCGAGUUCUGCCACCUGCUCGAGAAAAGCAAGCAGCUGUUCAACGGGCUACGGGAUUUACCACAGUACGGGCACAAGCAGUGGCAGGGUUACUUCGGGCGCACCUUUGACAUCUACACGAAGCUGUGGAAGUUUCAACAGCAGCACAGGACGAUACUGGACACGAAGUACGGCCUGAAGAGGUGGCAGAUCGGUGAAAUCGCGAGCAAGAUCGGCCAGCUCUACUACCAUUACUACCUUCGCACCAGUGAGACUUCGUACCUUCACGAGGCCUACUCGUUCUACGCGGCGAUUCGCGGCCGCGCUUACUACAGCCGUGCCGCCAAGGAGGAUAGGAGCGACCUGAUGGUGAAGAAGCUCAGGUAUUACGCCCGUUUCAUCGUCGUCUGCCUGCUGUUGAAUCGUAUGAAGCUCGUCCGUGAAUUGGUCCAAGAGUUGGACGCCCAAAUCGUUGAUUACACCAGCACCUACGAACCGGACGAUCAACUCGAGUGGAAUUUAGUCCUCGACGAGAUCAAGGCGUUCGUGAAGGCCGAGUCGGCCGUCGGAGUGGUGCACUCGGACUCGAACCCGGUUAUACUGACCCACAGGUUGGGGCCCCAGACCUCGCCGCCAGUCGAACGUACACCACCCAUGUGCCUAUCCCUGCAGGAGAUCCUGAUCGUUGGCAAUUGCGCCGACCAGGUGAAGUUUAGUGAAUUGUCGAUGGACAUGUUCAGGAUGCUGCAAACGCUGGAGAGGGAGCCAAGGGACGACCCUAAUCACCUGCACGAUGCGUCGCCGGCAGGGAGGAUGCCUUUCAGGCCUGGCGCGUAUCCUGGUGCCGAGAACGGUGCCCCGAGGCGGGACAAUCCACACAAGUACCUGUUGUACAAGCCCACCUAUAGCCAGGUACAGGUAUUCCUCGCGAGCGGCUUCAAAGAGCUGCCCGCGAACGGAGCGCUGUUGCUCUACUUGUCCGCCGACGGCUGCUUCUCCACCGUCAAGCAUCCGGAAGAAAUGGGGUACGACCUGGGUGGCGUGUCCACGUGUAGCAAGAGGGACCCGGAGCACGGGAAGAGGCCGACAGGUGGCAAGGAACCGCACUGCCUAUACCCGGGUGACCUCUAUCCAUUCACAAGAAAACCGCUGUUCGUGGUCGUCGAUUCGGACAACAGCUUCGUGUUCCAACAGAUACCUCGUUAUUUCGGACAGCCGUUGAUGGUGCUAAUGUCGCCCCAAGACACGCCGUCAACGUUACGCGACGUUCGACACGGUGGAAGCCUGUUCACUCUAUUUCUCCACGCCCCCUUAGCCGCGUUUUGCCUUAUAUGCAACAUCGGCAGCCUGGCCGUGCACCACUGGGAGCGGUGCCAGCGUUACAUCGAGCGAUUCCUCAUCGAGGCCUGUCAGCUCGUCACGCGCUCCAGAUGCGAAACCAGCGUGUUGCAAUUCUUCGGCGACGAUUUCCUACGACUGUUGCUGGUGCGCUACGUGUUCUGCGACGUGGUGUUGAAUCUGCACCGGUCGUUCAGGGGUCGACAGCAGAGGCCCCGUUGCCAUCCACCGUUGCCGGACGCGGAGGUCCUCGAGCAUCCCACUCUUCAUCAUCUGGUGCUCGAUCUGGCCGCCUGUCUUGACUGCCGCGACCAUUUCCCGGACAGCAACGAACUCGCCUGACCCAGGCAUCUUUCCUGCCCGGCCCCCCAUGAGUCCACAUCCCUGUUGCCGCCGUACAGCCACGACUACGAUUACGAUUACUGUAACUACAAUUGCAACAAUAAAAUCGUUACACUGAGACCUCAUUAAACCGCGUCUAAACAAAAAAAAAAGUAAAAAAGAUUUAAAAAAAGGAAAGAAAGAAAAAGGAGAACGAGAAUAAGAAAGAAAAUGAGAAUCGAAGGAGUCGAAACAAAAAAUAUGUAUGUAUGUAUGUAUAGGAAAGGAAGAGAAAGAUAAAUGAUAAGUGAAGAACGGAAGAAAUCACGUGUGUACAGUCCACGUGCACGUGUAUCGUCGUUCGAUAAAUCACGGGGAUUAAUUGGCCGCUCGUGUUGGAUAUCGUCGACGCCGUCUCAGGGUAACCCGGCGUCGUACUUUUCGUUCUAUCAUCGUUGUUCUCGUCGUCUGUUCGUCGAUGAUCUCUCGAUGACUUCUGGAUUCUCCUUGUCAAUAGGUAUUUGUCGAUUGGAAGGUUGAAAAAAGACACACGACGCCGGGUAACGACGCGUUUUUCUCUUCUCUACGCGCGAAGAAACGUGCGGAUACGGAAGAGGAAGUGUUAAAGAAGGUGGAGGAGCAGGAGGAGGAGAAUGAAACGAACGAACGAAGAAAUUAUAUUCGUGGCUUCGUGGUUCUCCUUUUAAGGACUCGUUCUAUGUUAAUCGCGACACACCGCUGCCAGUUUUUUGCUACGGACUAGUAAACGAAACACAAAACAGAGAAAAAAGUCUAUAUGUAUAUAUAUAUGUAUAUGUAUAUAUGUAUAUAUAUAUAUAUAUGUAU
Molecule: messenger RNA, 3802 nt
Organism: Bombus pyrosoma
Lineage: Eukaryota; Metazoa; Arthropoda; Insecta; Hymenoptera; Apidae
Product: protein SCAI
Exons: 6
Coding region: 1274-2977 (567 amino acids)
Biological process (GO): DNA-templated transcription
Cellular component (GO): nucleus
Molecular function (GO): transcription corepressor activity
Source: RefSeq, a predicted model, not a curated record